AUGAUGAUUGCAAUUAACAUUGAACCAUCCGUCUUAAUCAUAGGCAUUGAAAAAUUAUCCAUGGUUUACAAGAGAAAGCGCAAUGUAAAGAUAGACAACAACAAAUCAUAUGCAAUAUGCAAGCCGGGAAGCACAGAUGAGCUUCUACUUGAGGAGUAUGUGCCGCCAACACUUGAUACAGGAAUGGAAGCUGAUGAAGAGAAAGAGGUGCAUCUGAAGAGCAUCAUUGAGGAGGGUAAGGGCGACAUUCCGAUUCCUGUGAUAGUGGAUGUUGAUAAUCUAGCAAGGAGGGAGUAUGGAAAGUAUUUUGCAUCAAAGAGGUAUGUUGAAUGGCUUGGAGAUGCAUCUAAUGAAUAUAUUGUGAAUAGCGACGACGAAAGGAGCUGUAGGGAGAUGGAGAUAAGCAAGGAGAAGCUCCAGAAGCUUCUUUUGACGAUAUCAAGGGAUCAGUGCCUUUCGAACGAGAACAAGAAGUAUGUGGAAAUGGUAGCAUCGAGGAUUCUUGUCAGGAGCGACAAGCUUGAUUCGCCUGCCUACAUAUGCUUCCGAAGAAGGGUAGUUAAGCCGAAUAGACGAAGCAGAAAGUGCGAGGAGCUGGCAAAGGAGAAGGUUGAGAGGAUGUGGACUGAGUUUUACCUGCUUGAGAAGUUGUGCAAACUAUACUACAGCAAAAAUAGGCUUGAGAGGGAGUCUGAGGAUGUUGAAGAUGAGUUGGUCAAGGUUACAUAUACACUUAUGAAAGGUAGCACUAGGAGUACCAGGAGAAAGAUAGCAAGAAAGAUUCGUGGCGAUGCAAUCAAACCAUCAGAAAGCACAAAUGGAGGUAGAGAGGGCUUGCUGUUCGAUAGAUGGAGAAUUAAAGCACUAAGACGAAGAAUUGCAGAGGCCAAAGACAAGGCAUGCACAGAAGAGAAUGAAGCAGAGGUUAAGGCUCUAAGGAGAUACAACCUGAUGCACAACAAAUGA
Ordospora pajunii is the source of this 966-nucleotide messenger RNA. RefSeq lists its product as uncharacterized. The transcript has a single exon. Bases 1 to 966 code for a protein of 321 amino acids. Lineage: Eukaryota; Fungi; Microsporidia; Ordosporidae. The record is from RefSeq and is a predicted model, not a curated record.